GCAGACGUGAGAGUCUGAGGCGGUGCUGUGCUCAGCGCUCCCUGCGUCUUUGCUGCCGCUGAUCUCUGUUGCAGUGGAGGCUGCAAGGUAGGGCACCAGCCUGAGUGCCCGGGACCUGCAGGAACAGACUGUCUGUGGUGUGAGGAUCAGGGGUGACCAGGAGAGCCUCACCACCACCACCACCACCACCACCACCUUGCUGCUGGCAUCUCCAGCCAUAAAGGAAAGGAAAAGUUUGAGUGCAAGAAGACUUGAGAGUGAGAGCAGGUCCACUAGACACAGCCUUGCACACACUGGUGAAGGAAACCAUGAGUGCCAAGAGUGUGGGAAAAGACUCCCUGGGAAGGGUGACCUCACCAAGUACACCCACACACUCUGGAGGAAGACCUCAUGAAUGCCGUGAGUGUGGCAAAAAGUUCAGUAAGAAGAGGGACCUCAACACACACACCCUGACACACACUGGUGAAAGACCUCAUGAAUGCCGUGAGUGUGACAAAAAGUUCAGUCAGAAGAGUAACCUCAACACACACACCCUUACACACACUGGUGAAAGACCUCAUGAAUGCCGUGAGUGUGACAAAAAGUUCAGUCAGAAGAGUAACCUCAACACACACACCCGUACACACACUGGUGAAAGACCUCAUGAAUGCCGUGAGUGUGGCAAAAAGUUCAGUACGAAGAGUGACCUCAAGAAACACACCCUUACACACACUGGUGAAAGACCUCAUGAAUGCCGUGAGUGUGGCAAAAAGUUCAAUCAGAAGAGUCACCUCAACAGACACACCCUUACACACACUGGUGAAAGACCUCAUGAAUGCCGUGAGUGUGGCAAAAAGUUCAUCAGGAAGAGUGACCUCAAGAAACACACCUUUAUACACACUGAUGAAAGACCUCAUAAAUGCCGUGAGUGUGGCAAAACGUUCAGUGAUAAGGGUCACCUCAACAUACACACCCUUACACACACUGGUGAAAGACCUCAUGAAUGCCGUGAGUGUGGCAAAAAGUUCAGUGAUAAGAGUAACCUCAACAGACACACCCUUACACACACUGAUGAAAGACCUCAUGAAUGCCGUGAGUGUGGCAAAAAGUUCAGAGCCAAGAGUGACCUGAACACACACACUUUUAUACACACUGGUGAAAGACCUCAUGAAUGCCAAGAGUGUGGCAAGAGGUUCAUUUCUAUGUCUGUGUUGGACAAGCACAUCUUCAGACACUCUGGCCUGAGAGAGUUCAAGUGUGAUGUUUGUAAGAAACAUUUCAAGACCAAGCAGGAUAUUACUCGGCACAUGAAGAUCCACUUCCCCUGAGGUGUUGUGUUGUGCUGCUGUAAGUGUUAUGCACGGAACUUUCCAUAUGACUCAAGAAUCACGUGACAGUACAAUUCUGUAUAGCUUGCACUUCUCUCUGCCAGCAGUGGUCAGUUACAGGCUGGCAGCCGCGACAUCCACACGUUUGUCACUCGUCUCGUUCGUGGCUUGUAUACACCGUUCUUGUUGUGCUUCACAGAUAAAUACAUUGUGGACUAAAAACAUGGACCUUUUCAUAAACUCAACCAAAGUAAUGUAUGUGGUGGGGGGCAGCGUUUGGUAGCCCAUCCUGGUUCUGCCGACAGGCCUGACCAAACAGCUGUUUUCCUCGAUGCAUCUGCCUAAGGUAAGCCUGCCGCCCAUGGCAGGUUUACCUUGUGCAGACGCAUAGGGGGGAAUUACACAGCUCAGGGCUGGACGCUGCGGAACACCUGGCCUCUGGCCUUGCCGUCACUUCUUAAUGGGGCACAGGGAACUUGGUGACCUUCAGUGCCUCAAAAACUCAAUUUCUCCAGACAUCUUUCCCCUGUCCUUCGACAACACUCAGCCGUCCCCAUCACCCCGGGACGCAGGGCCAGUGUGUCACCAGGGUUACCCCAGCGUGCCUUUCCCAGGUGUCCCCAGGUACCCAUUUAUCAACCAGCCCGAAAGGAAGGAUGAACAGCUGGAUGGACUGCACGCCGACUGCCCGGGCCAGGGUUCAAACUUCAAACCCAGACCACGCUAACCACUGCACCACGGACACGUAAUGAUGGAACUCAUUGCUUAUAAUAUACCGAAGAGAGAGAGAGAGUGAGAGUAUAUUUGUCUGUGUUUCUUUCAUUUUUUUCAUGGUUCCCUUCUUUUCUUCAGUUACUCUUUUCCUAUCUUUAUCUCACACUGUUUUGUUUCAUGUGUUAUUUCUCUAAUUUGUUUAUUAAUCUCUCCAUCUUCAUCUCUUUACUUUCUCUUUGAAGCUUGCCAUCUCAUUCUUUCUUUCAUUUGAUUCUCUCUCUCUCUCCAACAUUCUCUCAUUCUUUCUGACAUUCUUUUUCUCACAUUCUCUCAAUCUCAUUCUCAUUCUCUCUCAGUCUCUCUGUUUCUCAUUCUCAUUAUCAUUCUCCCUCAUUUCAUUCUCCCUCAUUUUCAUUUUCUCUCAAUCUCAUUCUUAUUCCCUCUCUCCCAUUCUGCCAUUUUCAUUCCCUCUCUCAUUUUCUCAUUCUUAUUCUGUGUAUGGCCCGUCGAGCACCGCGCCGACUUUGAAGGUAAUAAAACAUAAUUUUACCUUUUUAGGAACA
Molecule: messenger RNA, 2584 nt
Organism: Eriocheir sinensis (Chinese mitten crab)
Lineage: Eukaryota; Metazoa; Arthropoda; Malacostraca; Decapoda; Varunidae
Product: gastrula zinc finger protein XlCGF7.1-like
Exons: 2
Coding region: 309-1307 (332 amino acids)
Biological process (GO): regulation of transcription by RNA polymerase II
Molecular function (GO): RNA polymerase II cis-regulatory region sequence-specific DNA binding; DNA-binding transcription factor activity
Source: RefSeq, a predicted model, not a curated record